This is a messenger RNA of Hemiscyllium ocellatum (epaulette shark), 785 nucleotides long. RefSeq names its product tRNA N(3)-methylcytidine methyltransferase METTL6-like. The transcript has a single exon. Lineage: Eukaryota; Metazoa; Chordata; Chondrichthyes; Orectolobiformes; Hemiscylliidae. The coding region runs from base 126 to 785 and encodes 219 amino acids. The record is from RefSeq and is a predicted model, not a curated record.
CGCACUGAUUGUAGUGCGGGAGGAGAGUGGGAGCGCGCACCCGGAGACCAGGCCUCCCCGCUGUCGGUCGCUAGGGGACGGAGGGGGCUCUUUUUGCCUGUUCGACCCUCUGGAAUUUUGCAAACAUGAUGGGAGAUGACAUGGAAACAAAUUCUUUUUGUGGUAUCCAGACAUACCAAACAGAAGGGAUAAACGACUGGUCUUUAAGCAAUAAGGUAGUAACUGUAACACCCUCCAGACCAGAAAUGCCUUUUCAAGUCAGAGGGCAAAAGGGAAGAAUCCUUACCUCUGAAGAAGCCGAGAAGCUCAUGAAAGAUCAGACCUUAGUGUCCAAUUUUAAGCAAAAGAAGCUUGAAAGUGAUGCACAGAAGAACUGGGAUUUAUUUUACAAAAGGAAUAGCACAAACUUUUUCAAAGAUAGACAUUGGACAACCAGGGAAUUUGAAGAAUUGAAAGCAUGUAGAGAGUUUGAGAAUCAAAAACUAAUUGUCUUGGAAGCUGGCUGUGGAGUUGGGAACUGCUUAUUCCCUCUUUUAGAGGACGAUCUAAAUGUCUUCAUUUAUGCGUGUGAUUUCUCUCCCCGAGCGAUAGAAUUUGUGAAGCAAAAUCACUUGUACCAUACUGAACGAUGUAAAGCCUUUCGGUGUGAUCUAACGAAGGACAGUUUACUAGAGAAUAUACCAGCAGACUCUGUGGAUGUUGUAACAUUGAUCUUCGUGCUUUCUGCUAUUCAUCCUGACAAGAUGCAACUAGCAUUAGAAAAAAAUAUCUAUAAAAAUUUUUAA